Messenger RNA from Tripterygium wilfordii, 667 nucleotides. Its product is annotated as basic blue protein-like. The record is from RefSeq and is a predicted model, not a curated record. The coding region runs from base 26 to 403 and encodes 125 amino acids. Gene Ontology annotation, molecular function: electron transfer activity. Gene Ontology annotation, cellular component: plasma membrane. The transcript is spliced from 3 exons. NCBI's taxonomy places the organism in Eukaryota, Viridiplantae, Streptophyta, Magnoliopsida, Celastrales, Celastraceae.
AACAAUAUCUUAUAUAAUUUACAGGAUGUCUCGGGGAAGAGGUAGUGCAUGUACAAUCCUGCUCAUUGGAGCACUGAUAUGUGUAAUUCUCCAUGCUGAGCAUGUCCAAGCUGCAACUUUUACGGUCGGAGAUGCCCGUGGAUGGUCCUUCAACGUGAACAAUUGGCCAAAAGGAAAGCGCUUUAGUGCCGGAGAUGUGCUCGUAUUCAAGUAUGAUUCGACGAUCCACAAUGUGGUGGUGGUUGACAGAGAUGGUUACAACAACUGCAGGACUCCUAGAGGAGCAAAAGUGUAUAGAUCAGGGAAGGACCAGAUAAGGUUGGGGAGGGGACAGAACUUCUUCUUGUGUAACAUUGCUGGGCAUUGUGAAUCUGGAAUGAAGAUUGCUAUAAAUGCAGUGUAGAAUGUCCAAGAGUUAUCAUCAUGGCUGCUACUUAGUUUUGUCAAAAAUAAUAGUCCAUGACUUUUUAAUGUUUGCUUGAUGUGUCUUUGUUGUUGUGGUCCGGUGGAUCAAAAAUAAAACUAUGCAAUCUAAUAUAUACAUAGUUGUCUGUUGCUUUUGAAGCUUUUGGAUUUGUGAGGUACCCUUUAUCUUAGUAUUUUGAAAGCAAUUUUCUACAAUUGCUCUUUUUAUAGUAAAAAUAUGUGAUUGUUGUUUGGGUGUUAA